UGCGUACAGAGUUAAACUCUUGACGUGAAGUCUUCAUGACUGUUAAAGUAGUCAUUCUGAGCUGCUCAUGUUUUCAUUGUUUCUUAUAUGAGCUUGUUUUUUUUCUGGAUAUGUCUGAACACUAGUCGUGAUGGGGAUGAGCGUUGUUUGGCUGGUGCUUGUUUUUUCUGUCAGUUUGGUUGAAGCAACAGGAUGCAUACCUACAACCAGCCCACAGUGUUACAAAAAUUCAACUGGACCUUCAGAAGACUUUACUUGUAGAUGGGAGGACAGAAACAUUGAGCAGAAUACAAUGUACACCCUCUACAUAUUCGAAGGGAAAACAUUCGUUUUGCAGGAAAAAACCAACCAGAAAGAAAAAUAUCUUUGUUUGGAGCAACUAGGAACCAUCUAUAAAAAUAUGGAGAUAUGGGUACAGAGACAAGUGGGCAACCUUACCUGUAAUUCUACUAAAAAUUCUGUCAUCUUUGAAUGCUUAGCCAAAUACAGUAAACCUCAGAUUACCGGCAUGACAAGGUCAGAUGGCAUACUGAAUCUUACACUGAGCAAACCCAAGGAUAACAAAAGUGUUAUAUACGUGAUCAGGUGGAGGGAAAUAGGAGCUGAAUGGCAAAAUGAGACUUUUGAAACUGAGGAAAGCACUUUCCAAGACUUCUACACGCUACGGCUACAAAAGCAGGCUGUUUACCAGGUCCAGCUGAUGCGACAGAGCAAACCGUUGUUACCAGCAUGUGAGUCCCAACAAGCCCUCUGGAGUGACUGGAGCAUCAUGGUGGACGUUCCCAUAGAAAUUCGCCUUCCACCUAAAGUACACUGGAAAGAAACACAAAACACUCAAAGCAGGGAUGUUCACCUCAUGUGGGAUGCUCCACCUGCUGAAGAGUCUGUUGGAGGGGUAACGUAUAUACUGAACAUGUCACAUUGGCCUUGUCAUAAACCCAAAACACUCAAAGCUGUCAAUCGAACGUUCAACACCUCAAUAACAUUUUCUGAGGCUUGGGUGUCCAUCAUCGCAAGGAACCAGGUUGGGAGUUCACCACCCCAACUGAUUACCAUCCCUGCUGUGAAACAUUUAAACCACUGCCCCAAACACCAAGGAAAUUCAAACAAGAUCGAGAAAACCUGUUUGGAAUGGUACAAGCUGGAAGAUGGUGAGACGCGACCGCAAGCCGUAAAUACAUCAAGAAAAAAAAUGGUCAAUGACAUUGAAAACGAGGUGGAAAACUUUGUACGCCAUUAUUACUUUCUUCACAUCAGAAAGAGUGGAACAUAUCAGACUGUUGCCAUGUGUCCUUUUUACUCGCAGGAGGGAGUGCCUAGUAAAGGUCCAGACAACGUGUUGUUUUUUAACGUGACACACGAGUCGGCCGUGGUGAGCUGGCUUUCCAUUCCUGUGGAGAAUCAGCGUGGCUUUCUGCAACAAUAUCUCAUCUGGAUAUCAGGACAAGAAAACACAACGCACCAUCGGUUACCAACAAAUGAAACAAGUUUCUUGAUCAAGAACCUCCACCCAGGAGCGUCUUACACGGUUUCCAUAGCCGGACGCACAAACGCUGGUGAAGGGCCGAACUCGACGGCGAACUUUGAAACCCCGUCAAUAAGAACAGCCUUAUCACAGCAGGACCAGACCAUCCUGAGCGUCUGUGUGCUUGGCCUCUUGUGUACUCUUAUAUGCUCAGUGGUUUUCAGAAGGUUUAGGAGUAAACUAUUACCAGCGGUACCCAGUCCUGUGAUCCCUGCAACAAAAUCCAUUUUUCGACAUGAUGAGAGCCUGAGCCAGCAGACGGAGGAAGUGCACGAGGUCGUUCUUCUGCAGCUUCAAGAGCACAACAAACAGCCCCAAAACACGACCCCUGAACAGAGUACUUUACUGCAAGACUUUGGACUGGUUAUCUUUGAAGAAGAGGACGAGGAGGAUGAGGAAGGAGUUACUGACUUAAGCUCUAUGAAAUCCUGUUGCUAUCCGAAUCCUAGUUACAGAGGACAGAUGCUGCAUAUGUCAGAUCCAAUCCACACGACCGAGAUCAUUUUUAAAGAGAACGACACCGAAUCCACGUACAGAAACGGCAUGUUCUUUGAUACAAGAGUCGUGGAGUGUGAUGAAACAUCAUUUUAGUCAUGAAAGGGACCGCCAGGCCCAUCUUGUGCGUAAUGAUUUUGACAAACUUUUUCUAUGCAAUUUGCCAUGUGCAGUCAGUAAAACAUUUCUGAAAAUGUU
Triplophysa dalaica is the source of this 2218-nucleotide messenger RNA. RefSeq names its product interleukin 12 receptor subunit beta 1 (gene il12rb1). The transcript is spliced from 15 exons. The record is from RefSeq and is a predicted model, not a curated record. Gene Ontology annotation, biological process: cytokine-mediated signaling pathway. Gene Ontology annotation, cellular component: external side of plasma membrane. Gene Ontology annotation, molecular function: protein binding; cytokine receptor activity. NCBI's taxonomy places the organism in Eukaryota, Metazoa, Chordata, Actinopteri, Cypriniformes, Nemacheilidae. Bases 131 to 2116 code for a protein of 661 amino acids.